AUGACGUCGCACGGCGGGGAGCUCCAGUGCCGUAGGGAUGUGAACCGCCUGGACGAGCACUCGAGCCCCUCCGACUACCUUGCCACCGCCGGCAAGAAGGGGAUUCGGGCAUCUAUCAAGGGGGAUCAAAUCGCAAGCAUCGACGACAUAGUCGGCCAGCCUGGUGCGGAAGAUGCGGCCUUCACGGACACUUCUUUCGCCAGCAGUCUUACGCGUGAGUCGCUCAACGAGCUGCAGAUGCAGGAGGACAUGUCGCGUUGCGCCAAGGGGGCCAACAGGACGGGGCAGGGCAUGAGGCGCCGGAGCGACAUUGACGAGCGGCAGCAGUACACGCUGCUGCACUACAGCGUGCCUCAGCAGCUGGAGCUGCUCGACGAGCUGAUCCGCAGCCUCGGGCAGUGCUACCCGCGGUGGAAGCACCGGAGGUUCGGUCUGCAGCGUUUCUACUGCCACAUGUUCAACAUCCACAUGGACCCCAUUGCCCGGAGCAACUACGUGCAGCUGUUUUGCAACAUCUGGGACGGCUUCGAGAAGACGGGCAUCAACAGCUGGAGCAGCGGCAACAUCUGGCUGCAGCUGCUGACGCACGAGUACCAGGUGCACAGGGCCAAGCCGAACGAUUUCAUCGUGCAGCGCGAGUACUCCAACAGCAAGCGCGUGGAGGAGGUGCUGCAGCAGUUGGACGAGAUUUCGAGCUGCUUCUGCAACGAGCGUUGCGCGAUGGACUUCAUGCGGCACUCGUCGUACUGGGGGCCCACCGCGCAGACCACCGUCACGCAUGAGGAGGAGCCGGUCAAGGAGCCCAUCAGCGCUUGCUUCGCCAACACCGACAACUUGAAGAAGGGCCUGCACACCUCUAAGAUAAACACGAUCGCGAGCUUCUACCAGGAAAGGGGGAUCAUUCACAACUUCACGCGGCCGUACGAGCACGGCGUGCAGGUCACGCCCAUGCCGGGGUUCAGGCGGUCGGUGGUGUGCCUGAGCUGCGGCCGCGUGUGCUGGUGCUCCUGCGAGCGUAAGCUGUUCAGGAACUACCGCGAGGAGAAGGAGCCGGAGGAACCAGACCACGUGUCAGUCGCGACCGAGAGCGGCGAGUCGCAGUCCGAAAAUCGCGACCACGAGUACGAAGAGGUCGAGAAGGAGUGUCGCGAGGCGGAGGCGCCGGAGGAGGACGAGGAGGAGGAGCAGGAGGAAAUCACCGACAUUCACGAGUUCGUGAACACCCUGCAGAACAAAAAACAAUCGCUACAUCCCAACAUUGCCAAAACCGCCAUCACCGUGUCCAACGCUAGGAAGGUGGACUCCGGCAUCAUCCUCUGCUACCACACGAACGAAGCAGAGGAGUAUAUGAGCGAGCCCGCGUCGCCGUCCGACCUGAAGCAGCAGCUGCUCCGCGCGACGGUGCUCCGAGGGAGCGUCGAGGACAUCUUCGACGCGAUAAAGCCGCGCAUGGGCGACUUCCAGCUCCCCGAACACACACACGGGAUUUUCGAGGAGUGGCGGAAGGUGCCGCUGUACCGGAGCUGGCGGCGGUGCUGGUGGCGGCUCGUGGGCAAGGGCGCCAUGGACACGUCCGACGACGCGGUGCGUCCGUUCGUGCAGCGCGCGCUCGAGCGUCUGGACGCGCUGGGCAACGUGAGGUACAACCUGGAGUGCGGCUACGUGGCAGUGGGCUAUUUGCAGAAGAGGUCAAGGACGUGCAGCUACUGGAGGCACUUCUACGUCCGCCAGCACGGACUCUGGCGCGCGUUCACGAAGGCGGCGGAGUACAACCUCAUGAUCUGCACGCUGCCGCUGGAACUGCAGCUGGACCCCAAGGCCAUGAACUGGACCGUCUGCAAGUGCCACCAGGGUGACAUGUAUCGCAAAAGCUUUUCCACCGUCAAGAGGGGGCUCGUCCUGGGCUACGCCAUGGCGAUAUCCUGGUACGAGAACCUGCUGCAGGAGCUCAACGGUGUGGCCACGUCGUUCUCCGACUUCGACGAGGAAUCGGAUGUCGGGUGUGACGAGUUUGAUGAGCAGCACUUCCUCAAGCGGGACCCCGCCAUCUACGAGGGCGUCAACACCGUGGAGCGGGCGUUCCUGUCGGCCAAGAGGCGCAAGAUGGUGCUGGCAGGCGAUCGCGGCUUCGGCUCCAUGGGCAGGUCAGGGUCGCGAGCCGACAGCGACCUGGUGGACCCCCGCAUUAUCGCAAGUGCAAAAGAGAAGCUCAUGCUCGACCACAACCUCUGGUACGCGGACAUCCAGAACCUGUUCCCGGAGGUGACCCCGGACGGCUUCGUCGAUCCGGAGCCUGCGAAGGGCAUGACGCUGCGGAAUCUCGUGGCGCAGUAUUCGGAGCUCAAGGACUACUUCACCCUGUCCCUGAAACACGUGGACGAGUGCGUGUACACGCUCAAGAUGUGCGUGAACAACGCGCUCACCAAGGGCAACAUGGACCUGGUGGAGCCUAUACUGCGUCUGAACGACGACAAGAAACUCGCCGACGUGAUCCCGCAGGUGCCGAUGCAGUGGGUAUCGUUCCAGCAGGCCAACGACAGCUGGACGUGUGUGCUAGAGUGCCACGCGUGCAUAACGUGCGCCCCGCGCGCCUGCACGAAGCAGAACUGCACCAAGUUCCAGAACGGCAAGGAGGUGAUAGAGCUGCUCCGCAAGAAGUUCGGCCCGUGCUCAGUCGAGUUCACCCGCAACCCGUUUCAGGCUAACGAGGGCGAGUCCGCAGAGCCCGCCCCCGAAGCCGACGAGUGCUGCGUCGUCGGCUUUUCGGCGCAGAAGUUCGGUUUCAACGGCGCGAAGGCGCUGGCGACGGAGUUCCGGAAAAGGUUCAUCCAGAUCGUGUUUUCAUCGAUGAAGUACGACGGCAGCUUCUCCGACGCCCUGCUCGGCAUGAUCGCGGAAGAGAUCGGCCUGCUGACGUCCACCGACGCGUACAUCCUGCCUAACAAGGCCAACGAAGAGCAGCGCCAAAACCUCAUAGAGUCGCUCACCUGCGGCGUGUGCUCCACCUUCGGCGACCGCAUGCAACACCGCAACGGCACCGUGCUGCUGAAGCAGCUGGUGAAGUCCAGCGUGCCAGGCAAGCGUCUGUCCGAGGUGUUCGCGCUCGAGCAGAUGGCCGAGGCGAUUCUGCUGGAUUUCAAGCUCGACAUUAAGUUCUGCCCCGUUCACAUGGCGUGGGUGGUGUGGUGGCUCGACUGUAUGCAGCAGAAGCGGGUGAUGUUCUACCGCGUGGAGGACCUCAUCAGCGUGAACAGCCUGGAGGAGGCGCUCGCCGAGCUCGAGAAGCACUGGAUGGACGCCGUGUCUGCGCACGUGGAAUACACGGUCGGACACGCCGCCGAGCGCUGCCAGCUGACCAUCACGUACCGGUUCGAGGAGGCGUUCCACCACCUCACCGGGCUGCAAAAGAACCUGUACGACGCGUUUCACACCGCGUUCGCCAUGGCACUGCGCGCCAUCACGGACUCCAGGCAGGAGUUCAAGCUCAUAAAGCGUCUUUGGCAGAUCAACAAAAACGAGCCGGAGGACCUGGUGGCGCAGGACGUGAACGCGCAGUCGUUCGCGCUCACCGAGACCGUCGUUUUCCCCUUUGGCGCGUUACACGACGAGGGCACACCGCCGCUCUCCGACGCAGAGUAA
Molecule: messenger RNA, 3639 nt
Organism: Babesia bigemina
Lineage: Eukaryota; Apicomplexa; Aconoidasida; Piroplasmida; Babesiidae
Exons: 1
Coding region: 1-3639 (1212 amino acids)
Source: RefSeq, a predicted model, not a curated record